This is a messenger RNA of Pseudocercospora fijiensis CIRAD86, 1259 nucleotides long. RefSeq lists its product as uncharacterized. Gene Ontology annotation, cellular component: mitochondrion. Gene Ontology annotation, molecular function: magnesium ion binding; NAD binding; isocitrate dehydrogenase (NAD+) activity. Gene Ontology annotation, biological process: isocitrate metabolic process; tricarboxylic acid cycle. Bases 1 to 1188 code for a protein of 395 amino acids. The record is from RefSeq and is a predicted model, not a curated record. Lineage: Eukaryota; Fungi; Ascomycota; Dothideomycetes; Mycosphaerellales; Mycosphaerellaceae. The transcript has 5 exons.
AUGCAACGAGAGCCGGUGGUCUACGGUUCAGGCGAGAAGAUGGAGCUUCUCCGCCAUUGCUCGAACAACGAUGCAUGGCGGCGGAAAGUCGAGGGUCGUGUAGGUGCUAUGCUAUACGAGCAACACGGUAUGCUAAUAGCUGGCGAUGGUAUUGGCCGCGAGGUUAUUCCAGCUGGCCGACGACUAUUAGAAGCUCUGCCAGCCUCUCUCGGCCUCAACUUCUCGUUCGUGGACCUCGACGCUGGCUUCGAAACUUUCAAGCAGACGGGUGUCGCUCUACCUGACAAGACUGUCGAAACCCUCAAAAAGGAAUGCGAUGGCGCAUUGUUUGGUGCAGUGAGCUCGCCAACCACACCGACAAAAGGCUAUAGCAGUCCAAUUGUCGCCCUCCGCAAAAAGCUCGAUCUCUAUGCCAAUGUUCGCCCUGUGAAAUCGGUCGCACCAACGCCUGCUUUCCCGGACCCAAUCGAUCUAGUCAUUGUUCGCGAGAACACAGAAGAUCUCUAUGUCAAGGAAGAGAAGACGUACGAUGGCGAGAAGGGUAAGGUAGCGGAAGCUAUCAAACGGAUCUCUGAACAUGCCUCGUCUCGAAUUGCGACAAUGGCGGGAGACAUUGCUGUACGGAGACAGAAGGUCAGACAGACAACGGGGCAAAUUGGGCAAAAGUCGAUGGUUACUAUCACGCACAAGAGCAACGUCCUCUCGCAGACCGAUGGUCUUUUCCGUCAAACCGCACGAAAGGCUCUGGAACAGCCUCGAUUCAAGGAUGCUGGUAUAGUGAUCGAUGAGCAGAUCGUAGACUCCAUGGUUUACAAGCUCUUUCGCGAGCCAAGUACGUACGAUAUUAUUGUGGCACCCAACCUUUACGGCGAUAUCCUGUCAGAUGGUGCGGCAGCUCUGGUCGGAUCUUUGGGCCUCGUACCAUCGGCCAAUGUGGGAGACGGCUUCGCCAUCGGAGAGCCUUGCCACGGCUCAGCUCCUGACAUUCAAGGCAAAGGCAUUGCAAACCCAAUCGCAACUCUACGCAGCGUUGCGCUCAUGCUUGAGUUCAUGAACCAUGAGGAGGCUGCUGCAAGGAUUUACCAGGCGGUCGAUGGAAAUCUCGCUGACGGAAAGCUGCUGAGUCCUGACAUGGGCGGCAAGGCUACAACGGAAGAAGUUCUGAACGACGUGAUCAGACGUUUAUGAUAUGUAGAGGGAGCUAUAUAAGACCCGUCCACGCACCAUGCUAUUGAAAUCCUACGAACUUUUGAGCGGCG